Messenger RNA from Cuscuta campestris, 1855 nucleotides. The record is from the annotation of a GenBank genome assembly. Lineage: Eukaryota; Viridiplantae; Streptophyta; Magnoliopsida; Solanales; Convolvulaceae.
CAAAAGACUCCCCUUCAAUUGGCAUUUGGCUUCAAGCUCCAGCAAUCUCUCUCUCUCUACUCCCGAUUCCUGGAAGCGUCAGAGGGUGGUUGAUCUCAGAUUCCGCUUUCGCUUUCUCGAUACACCUAACAUCAUUCCGUUUCGCCGUAUAAUUACCUGAUCGAUCGAUCGAUUCAUUGAUCGGCUUCUCUGAAUCACUUCGCCGGAGAUGGAUGAAGAGUACGACGUUAUCGUGCUGGGCACUGGUCUCAAGGAAUGCAUUCUCAGCGGUCUCCUCUCCGUAGAUGGCCUCAAGGUUUUGCACAUGGACAGGAAUGACUACUAUGGAGGAGAAUCCACUUCUCUUAACCUUGUUCAGCUUUGGAAGAGGUUUAGAGGCAGUGAAAAACCACCUGCUGAGCUAGGAUCUAGUAAGGAAUACAAUGUCGACAUGAUUCCCAAGUACAUUUUGGCAAAUGGCGCUCUUGUACGGGUUCUUAUUCAUACUGAUGUUACUAAAUAUCUAUACUUCAAAGCUGUUGAUGGAAGUUUCGUGUAUAACAAGGGAAAGGUCCAUAAGGUGCCAGCAACCGAUAUGGAGGCCCUUAAAUCUCCACUAAUGGGCAUUUUUGAGAAGCGCCGUGCUAGGAAGUUCUUCAUAUAUGUUCAAAAUUAUGAUGAGAGUGAUCCUAAAACGCACGAAGGAAUGGACCUAACUAGAGUGACAAGUAGGGAGCUGAUUUCAAAAUUUGGUCUUGAUGACAACACUGUUGACUUCAUUGGCCAUGCAUUGGCUCUACAAAGAGAUGAUCGCUAUUUAAAUGAACCCGCACUGGACACUGUGAAGAGAAUAAAGUUAUAUGCAGCAUCCCUUGCACGCUUUCAAGGAGGAUCACCCUAUAUUUAUCCUCUCUAUGGAUUAGGAGAACUGCCACAGGCAUUUGCACGACUUAGUGCUGUGUAUGGGGGAACCUACAUGUUAAAUAAACCAGAAUGCAAGGUAGAGUUUGAUGAAGAAGGCAAGGUUAUUGGUGUCACAUCUGAAGGAGAAACUGCAAAGUGCAAGAAGGUUGUAUGCGAUCCUUCCUAUCUAACCAACAAGGUUAGAAAAGUUGGAAAGGUUACAAGAGCAAUUGCAAUAAUGAGUCAUCCAAUUCCAAAUACCAACGAUUCACACUCAGUUCAGAUUAUACUUCCCCAGAAGCAGUUGGGACGCAAAUCAGACAUGUAUUUGUUCUGCUGUUCCUACACUCACAAUGUUGCUCCAAAUGGGAAAUUCAUUGCAUUUGUUUCGGCUGAGGCAGAAACUGAUCACCCUGAGAGUGAAUUGAAGCCUGGAAUUGAUCUUCUUGGGCCUGUGGAUGAAAUAUUCUUUGAGACUUAUGACAGAUAUGAGCCCGUCAAUGAGCCGUCCUUGGACAACUGUUUCAUUUCUACGAGCUAUGAUGCCACAACUCACUUUGAGACAACUGUAGAUGAUGUGCUGAACAUGUAUACUUUGAUUACCGGAAAGGAACUUGAUCUCAAUGUGGAUCUAAGCGCUGCUAGUGCCGCGGAAGAAUGAGGAAGGGACGCAUGCUUUUUGGUCUGUCGAAUGCAUUCCCAUCUUCUCCGGCAUUGCUAUAGUUACACUCCUAUGGUGACAUACUGAAUUUCUAAUAUAUGGUCUUGCUGUACUAUACUUUCUUACUGCUCCCUACCUGAGUUUUUAUCCUUAUUUCUUUUGGUCUUUUUUUUUUUUUUAAAUUUAAAAAAUCUCAUGUUGUGUUUGAACCAUGGCCUGUUCCUAGUUACAGCAUAUGCUAUGUUAAAUUUGCACUGCCAUUACAUGUGUUACUACUAUAUAAUUAGCCAUUCCCGCUGAAUGUUUCAUAUU